This is a messenger RNA of Aethina tumida (small hive beetle), 1788 nucleotides long. Its product is annotated as PI-PLC X domain-containing protein 1. The transcript is spliced from 6 exons. The record is from RefSeq and is a predicted model, not a curated record. NCBI's taxonomy places the organism in Eukaryota, Metazoa, Arthropoda, Insecta, Coleoptera, Nitidulidae. Gene Ontology annotation, molecular function: phosphoric diester hydrolase activity. Gene Ontology annotation, biological process: lipid metabolic process. The coding region runs from base 228 to 1493 and encodes 421 amino acids.
AGUGAACAAUAAAUAAAACAGUGAUUACUAAAGCGCUUGCCUAGCGUAUUGUCGCUCCAAUGUAUGGUACAGUCAGUGUUGAAGACCUAAUAUUAAUAACAUCAUACAAGAUUUUUUUAAUGUUUGGAGUUAAGCUAAUGCCAUAGAUAACAUGAUAACUUUUCGAGUGACUAGUGCAAAAAUAAAUUGAAUCUGUUCAAAGGUGUGACCGCAGGAAGUGGCACAAAAUGUGCGGAACAUUUAGUUGUUUGUUUUUGUUCUGCUUGUUAAAUGUGGCACAAAGUGUCAUUGGUUAUAGAGCAUACCGAAGAUGUGGUAAUGUCCAUCUUACAGUUUCAUCAGAUCCACAAUCCUACAUAGAGAUAAACUGGAUUACGAAUUGUGAAGAGGGUGAAGUUCGACCUGAAUACAUUGCUUUAUAUCCAAAAAAUAUAGUGGAUAGAGAUGAAGGUGUGCAGCCAUUAUUGAGGCUGAAUGCGUCAAUGAUUCCCGGUGGCUACUUCAAAACUAGAAUAAAGUUCAAUAUACCCUGGCUGCCAGGAAACUGGAAUUACAAUGUGCCGUUCUCAAGACCAGAAUCGGGCCCUCACUGCUACCCAUUUUGGGUUGUUUCUUGGAGGGGUGAUCAAAUAAUUGAUUUCCGAUGUCUAGGCAUUCAACCUACAUGGAUGAACGAUAAUAGGAUGAUACUUGGCAAGAAAAAAAUAGGAAGUCUUAUAAUUCCCGGAACGCAUAAUUCGGGAUCGUUUAGUGGGAUUCCUCCAUUUUUAGAAAAUUACAUUUUAAAUCAAGAUAGACCAAUUUGGAAUCAAUUAGUCCAUGGAAUUCGUUAUCUAGAUUUCAGAAUAGGAUAUUAUGAGAAUGAAGGAUAUUUUAUAAACCAUGAUCUGGUUCGAGUCACCAAAGUGUUACCACUAUUUAGGGAAAUCAGAAAGUUUCUUGAAUUCGCUCCCAAGGAAGUUAUUAUAUUGGACUUCCACAGAUUUCCGUAUCCGUCAAAGUUUAACUACACGUUACAUAAAAACUUUGCUAAUUUAUUAUAUCAAGAACUUGGAGAUCUUGCUCUGGCACCGGAAAGUUUGCAAGAAGGAAAAGGACCGUCUAUGAAUGAAAUAUGGGCUAGAAAUAAGAAUCUAAUUAUAUGCUACUCAGACAGAACAACAGUCAGCGAAAAUAAUUGGUUAUGGGACCCACUUAUUCAAUACUGGGGCAAUACAAAGAAAAUUGUGGAACUGAAAAACUUCUUACUGAAAUCAAUAAGAGAGCGGAAAGCCACAUUAAAUCCACUCUGGGCUUUGAUGGCUGAAUUAACACCGCAGCCUUUGGAUUUAGUGUUCCGUACAAAUAAUUUGCGACAACUUGCUGAUGAAGUAAAUAAGUAUGUGACAAAGUGGAUCAGAGAUGAAUGGGAAGAUGACGUAAACAUAGUAGCGACAGAUUAUUUCUUAGGAAAUGAUCUUGUAAACGUCGCUAUAGAUAUAAACACAAAAUAGUAAUAAUAUGUGAUUUUAAGUUACAUGUGAAAAGUAUUUAUUUACUACAUAUGUUCCAGCACAUUAAGGCCAACAUAUUACAGUGUGAUUUUGUUAGAUAAUAUGUUAUCAUUUUGCUUUAAAACAUUUACUUGUAUACAUAACAAUAUUUGAUUCUUAUUUGUAGAUAGACAAUAGUAAAUUUUUUAUAAACUUUAAAUAUAUAAUGAUAAAAUAAUUACAGUAAACAAUUUUAUAGUAAAAAAAUACAUAAUUCAUAAAUAAUAUACUAAAGGCUUUUAUUUUUUAUGAAUUU